Messenger RNA from Micropterus salmoides (largemouth bass), 904 nucleotides. It is a transcript of the gene cnot8, whose product is annotated as CCR4-NOT transcription complex, subunit 8. Gene Ontology annotation, cellular component: P-body; CCR4-NOT complex; CCR4-NOT core complex. The transcript has 5 exons. The record is from RefSeq and is a predicted model, not a curated record. Lineage: Eukaryota; Metazoa; Chordata; Actinopteri; Centrarchiformes; Centrarchidae. Bases 230 to 889 code for a protein of 219 amino acids. Gene Ontology annotation, molecular function: poly(A)-specific ribonuclease activity; nucleic acid binding.
ACAGCUACCGUCUGGUUGCCAUUCUCCAAUAUACACAAAGGAGAAGAAGCAGGAGAAGGAGGACACGAAGAAGAAGGAGACGGCGACAGAGGCGCUAUCAACUAGCUUGGCUUGUUACGUCGUGGAAAUUCAGAGAGUUGUCUUUCUUCAUCACACUGCGUCCCCUUCGCCCCCUUCACGAUCGCUGCUGGAUUGUUGGGGAAUUUAGCUCUCUUCCUGACCUGCCAACAUGCCAGCCGCACUUACAGAUUCCAGUCAGAUAAUCUGUGAGGUCUGGGCGAGCAACGUGGAGGAGGAAAUGAGGAAAAUCCGGCAGAUUAUUCAAAGCUACAAUUACAUUGCAAUGGACACAGAAUUCCCUGGAGUGGUUGUCCGGCCAAUCGGCGAGUUCCGCAGCACAGUGGACUACCAGUACCAGCUGCUGAGGUGUAACGUUGACCUCCUGAAGAUCAUCCAGCUCGGCCUCACGUUCAUGAACGAGGAUGGAGACUAUCCUCCUGGCACAACGACGUGGCAGUUCAACUUCAAGUUCAACCUCACAGAAGACAUGUACUCACAGGACUCCAUAGACCUGCUCCAAAACUCCGGCCUCCAGUUUAAAAAACACGAAGAAGAAGGAAUCGACACGCUCUACUUUGCUGAGCUCCUCAUGACGUCCGGUCUGGUGCUCUGUGAAAACGUCAAGUGGCUCUCCUUCCACAGCGGCUAUGACUUUGGCUACCUGGUGAAACUCCUGACAGACGCACGGCUACCUGAGGAGGAACACGACUUCUUCCAGAUUCUCAACCUGUUCUUCCCCGCAAUCUACGACGUCAAGUACUUGAUGAAGAGCUGCAAGAACCUAAAGGUACUGUGUACUGGAUACGGAGAUACAGGGGGUGGAAACUAGAUCGAGACCGUAGUU